This is a messenger RNA of Mauremys reevesii (Reeves's turtle), 2047 nucleotides long. It is a transcript of the gene AGTR1, whose product is annotated as angiotensin II receptor type 1. The transcript has 2 exons. Bases 310 to 1389 code for a protein of 359 amino acids. Gene Ontology annotation, biological process: G protein-coupled receptor signaling pathway; immune response; regulation of vasoconstriction. The record is from RefSeq and is a predicted model, not a curated record. Gene Ontology annotation, cellular component: membrane. Gene Ontology annotation, molecular function: angiotensin type II receptor activity. Lineage: Eukaryota; Metazoa; Chordata; Testudines; Geoemydidae.
UGCGCAGCAACGCCUCUUGCUAUAAAUCUUGGGGGUCCGAGCCGCAAAGGGAUACAAGCGCGUGGCAGGGGACAGGCUAGCGGCGGCGGCUGCUCCUAGCAGAGGGCGGGGGGAAGAUCCGGAGGAGCCUGGCUCGCCCAGGGCUGAGCUGCUCGCCCCAGCCAGCGCGCACAGAGCCCGGGCGGGACCUCCCGGCUUUGCCAUUGCACCGCCAGCUCGCCACGCGGGGCGCGCACCAGCCUGCAAGUUCCUGCUGCCUUAUAGAGUUUAUAUUGUGCCUGAAACAAACCUGCAACUGAAGAGAUCAAGAUGAGCCUUAAUUCAUCUACCGAAGGGACUGUUAAAAGAAUCCAUGUUGACUGCCCCGUUUCAGGAAGGCAUGCCUAUAUAUACAUUAUGGUUCCAACUGUUUACAGCAUCAUCUUUAUUGUAGGCAUAUUCGGGAACAGCUUGGUGGUCAUUGUCAUUUGCUUCUACAUGAAAUUAAAGACUGUGGCUAGUGUCUUUCUGUUGAACUUAGCCCUGGCUGACUUAUGUUUCCUAAUGACAUUGCCACUGUGGGCAGCCUACACAGCCAUGGAAUACCACUGGCCUUUUGGCAAUUGUUUAUGUAAAUUAGCAUCAGCUGUGGUAAGUUUCAACCUGUAUGCCAGUGUGUUUCUACUCACAUGUCUUAGCAUUGACCGUUACCUGGCUAUAGUACAUCCAAUGAAGUCCCGACUUCAGCGCACCAUGCUUGUUGCCAAAAUAACUUGCAUUGGCAUCUGGCUGCUAGCAGGAUUGGCUAGUUUGCCUGUCCUAAUUCACCGUGAUGUAUUUUUUGUCGAGAAUAUGAAUAUGACAAUUUGUGCUUUUCGGUACAAAACCCAUAAUACAACACUGCCUGUUGGGCUAGGUUUAUCUAAGAACAUGUUGGGUUUUUUAAUUCCCUUUUUGAUAAUUUUAACAAGUUACACCUUAAUCUGGAAGACGCUGAAGAAAGCUUACCAAAUUCAGAAAAACAAGACCAGAAAUGAUGAGAUUUUUAAGAUGAUUGUGGCAAUAGUACUUUUCUUCUUCUUUUCCUGGAUUCCUCAUCAAGUGUUUACCUUUCUGGAUGUAUUAAUCCAGCUAGGUAUCAUAACAGAAUGCCAAAUUGUUGAUGUUGUGGAUACAGCUAUGCCCUUCACCAUCUGCAUAGCUUACUUCAACAAUUGCUUGAAUCCCUUUCUUUAUGGUUUUUUUGGAAAAAAAUUUAAAAAAUAUUUCCUGCAGCUACUAAAAUACAUUCCACCAAAUCUCAGAGCACAUCCAAGUCUAACAACAAAAAUGAGUUCCCUUUCCUAUCGACCAUCAGAAAACUUAAGUUUAUCCAUGAAAAAAACUAUUGGGUCUUUUGACAUUGAGUGAUGUCUUUUGUCCUAUAUGUUUCUAGAACAACCUUGCAUAUGAAAUAGCAAGAGUGUCAAAGUUCACCCACAGUCCUGACCAUCACAGCUUACUGCACAUUAUUACUAAGACAUUAAAUCAUCUACUAGAAAUCAUCUUUGGAAGAUUUAGCAGUGGCCUUUUAUAUUGUCAAGAGGACUGUUUGUUAUUUUUAUUUGAAGCAACCCAAGAAGAUGGCAGUCUUUUGGCAUCCUGCCUCAGAGCUCAGAAAUUUGGAAGAAGCGUACAUGAUGCUCCUGAAAAGAUCUCAGAACUUAGGUUAAGGCAUGAUCACUUGUGAAUUAUAUGAACUCUGCAGAAUUUACUUUCAACAUACAUAAGCAAUUCUAAGCUAACCAUUUGGAAUUGUUAUACAAAGUGUUGCCAGAGUCAAACAGAAUGUUUGUUUUCUUUCACAUGAUAUUUGGUGAGGAUGGUGGAGAACAGAGUUAUGUCUGAAAUAUGAAAAAUAUCAAUUUUUCCUUGAUACAAAUAUAGUGUAUCAUUACAUUUAUAAUACACCCAGUUGGUGAAAAUAUAUAUAUUCUACAUAUGCAGGUCUCACUCCCAUCUCAGAUUGAGAUUUAAGGACUUCAAGACUGUGUUCACAUACAUUUUUGCUAUUAUUAUUCAUUUUAAA